CUCGAAGCUGCCACAUCCCGUCUCGAGGACAUUGCUACUUCGUCGGCCAACUUUGAACAGCCCAGGGGCACUGUCUCUGAUGUUGGCGCGACCCACCUCCCUGCCUCUUCGAGUGCUCCCGAACUCCCUGGUGUCGCCAAAAAUGCUACCCAACCUCCACCUCCUGCCGCGCCCACGACCCAGCCCGAUGCUCUCCCCAAGCCUAUCCAGGACAUGGACGGCUUGAUCAACGACCACGUCGCCAAGUUUGUCACAUCCGCCUCGGGCUUGGACAAGAACAUUGAGUCCCAGGCACACGCCGUCGAGCGCGCAUUCGCCGCUCAGCGCCAGUACCUCGUCGUUGCCAACAAGGCCAAGAAGCCCGACAUGACUUCGCCCGCCUUCUCCGAGCUCAUCAAGGACCUGCAGCAAGAGAUGGGCACCGUCACCGAGAUCAAGGAUUCGAACCGCGCCUCACCCUUCAAGGACCACCUCAACAUGGUCGCUGAGGGCAUGGGUGGUCUGCAGUGGGUCGUCUUCGAAGGCAAGCCUGCCGACUACGUUGCUGAGAUCCUCGGCGGUGUGCAAUUGUUCGGAAACAGAGUGCUCAAGGAGUACAAGGAGAAGGACCCCAAGCACGUCGCCUACGUCCAGUCAUACUACGCCAUCUGGAAGAGCCUCCAAUCCUACAUUCGCAAUCACUACGCCGCUGGUGUCACAUGGAAUGCUCAGGGCAUGGAUCUCGCAAAGGCUCUCAAGGAAGCAAACAACGCUCCCACUCCUUCUUCACAAUCGGCACCUGCUCCUCCCGGUGCUGCAGGCGGUCCUCCACCACCACCCCCUCCGCCGCCGCUUCCCACUUUCGACAACCCUCCCCCUCCUCCAGGUCCGCCUCCGCCUGCCAAGUCGGGCGGUGGUGACAUGGGCGCUGUUUUCGAUCAGCUGAACAGGGGCGAGUCUGUUACGUCUGGCUUGAGAAAGGUCGACAAGAGCGAGAUGACGCAUAAGAACCCUUCGCUACGCGCUGGCGCUGCCGUUACUGACCGAACAGGAAGCCAAGACAGCGUCAACCGCAGCCGUAGCAGGGGCCCCGAGCUUAAGCCCAAGCCCGAUAGCAUCCGUGGCAAGGGUAUCUCCCAGCCCACACCUAAGAAGGAUCCCAAGAAGGAACUCGACGGCAACAAGUGGAUCAUCGAGAACUUCGAGGACACCGACGCUCCAAUUGAGGUCGAGGUUUCCGUCACACAGUCCAUUCUUAUCACAAAGUGCAAAAACACCACUAUCCGUCUGAUCGGCAAGGCCAACGCCAUCAGCAUCGACAACAGUCCGCGCACGAAUCUUGUUAUCGACGAUCUCAUCUCAUCCGUCGACGUUAUCAAGUGCCCCAACUUUGGCUUGCAAGUUCUCGGCAGCCUUCCCACUGUCAUGCUUGACCAGGUCGAUGGUGCCUCCAUCUAUCUCUCUAAGGAGAGCUUGAACACUGAAAUUUACACCUCGAAAUGCGCCAGCAUCAACGUCAACCUCCCUCCUCAGACCGAACAAGACGACUACAAGGAGUGCCCUCUACCCGAGCAGUUCCGUACCUAUUUCAAGAACGGCAAGCUCGUUAGCGAGAUUGUUGAACACGCUGGU
Molecule: messenger RNA, 1611 nt
Organism: Aureobasidium uvarum
Lineage: Eukaryota; Fungi; Ascomycota; Dothideomycetes; Dothideales; Saccotheciaceae
Source: the annotation of a GenBank genome assembly